UAUACAUGCUAAUCAUCGUCUCUGCUGCUUAUUUAAUCACCAACGCGCGAUGCAACGUCCCGAAAUCGCAUCUUUCUCCGCCUCACAACUCGUUGGUGUUGUUUUGAAUUGCUUUUCCCUUAAGGCGCGAGCGCGCGCCCACCACACCACACCACGUGGUGUCUCGGGUCCGCGCACUCACUUUCGAAAGUGAAACAACAACAAAAAGAAGGGUAAAUGUCCAUCAAAGCGCGCCCACAAGCUAGCAAAAAGCAAAAAAAAAAAAAUCUAGAAAAAAAACACAAGACAAACUCUCAAACAAGGAGCCAAGUCUCUAUCCGCUUUUCCCUUUGAAGCUCUGGACAGCGCGCAACCAGUUGUUGUUGUUGUUGCUGUUGUGUUUACGCUUAUAAAACGCAACAAAAACAACAACAGCAACGCCAUCUCGCGCGCGCGCCGCACGCCUUACGUAACUCUCUUUUCAAAACACGUUUUCACGCUUUCUUCGCGGGGUGAGUUCCCCCCGGCGGCGCUCAACAGGUGAGUGACCGCGCGGCGGCGCGACGGCGAAAGAAAAAGUUUAAAUAUUUAUUUAUUUAUUGUUUGGUUUGAGUGACUUGUUUACAUCCGUUCGCGCUAUGCGCGAGAGAGUGAGUUCGUCUCGGCGCGCCUGAGUGACUACCACGCGGUUUGGGAACAUUUCCAGCGCCUACUCUGUCAGUUGCUCGCCGGCUUUCGUUGCGGUUGGAGCGUCGUGUCGUGGUGAACCUUCGUCUGCGUCGUCGUUGUAACACGUUGAUUAUCGGUUGAAGGGUUUUUUUUGUCGGUUUUUGUUCCAGAAUUGGGGUUACAGUGAGAGUGAUUUGAAGGACUAUGGAGUGAAGAUUUGGCAACUAAGGACUGUUAUACUGUGGCCAGUGGUGAAGUUCGGUGAUACUCCAAUGGGUAGAGAUGAACAGCGCAAUUCCGUCAUCAUGCAUGGAUCGAUACAUCAAUCGAUAUAUAGGGCCACCGCAUCCGGUUCAGCAGCCGCAGCAGCAGCAACAUCCGCAUCAACAGCAGUUGCUUAGCCAGAACGGGUUCUACCCGCAUCAGCAACUCUUGCAGCAACAGCAGCAGCAGCAGCAACAGCAACAUCAGCAACAGGUCGUCCAGCAGCAGCAUCAACAGUUGUCCCAGGGACAUGGACCUCCGCCGCACAAUUUCAUGGUCGGAUGUUACAGCAACGCCAGCGGUUGGACGGGAGUCCCGUUGAUAUCGACCGCAGCGCGUAGACCUCGGAAGUUUCCGCCGGUCAUCAACGGCGGCGGCCAGCAGAAUGGUCACUACCAACCGAACAGCAAGCUGGACUUUGACGAGAAUGCCAUGUCCAGGCUGGCGCUGCAUGCCCACGGGGCCCCGCUGAUCCUGGCCAACAAUCGGUACAACCGAUCCAACAGCAAACCCGGUCCCAACAAACCCAACAAAGUGCCUUCGAAUCACGCGCCAAGUCGCGAUGAUCACCUGCAGCACCAUCUGAAGAUGGUCCAAGCGAUGGGACAGCAACAACAGCAGCAGCAACAUCAACAGUUGUCCCACCCCAACGAUGCCCACUCGGUGGCCAGUGACGAGAGUGGUCCCAACUCGGGAACCACCAACUCCUCGGCGUCCUCAUCGUCCUCCUCAGACACCUGUCUGCCGCGGAUCAUCAAACCGCGCAAACGAAGAAAGAAGGACCGGAAACCCGCCCAACAAACCGGAUCUACCCCGUCUUCAGAACCAACCCAGACUUCGACGACCUCGUCGACCCCACAGCACUCCGCCGUGAACCAGCUUCUGCUGGACGAAACCACGCGUGACUUCCUGCACGAGAUCGCCCUCAUGGCGAACGCCGGAACGUUCGACUUUUCCGGACUCAUCCGCGAACAGCAGCAGCAGCAACACCAACAACCCGUUCAAGUCCAGCAACCCCCUCAACAGCAACAUUUCAGCAGCAGCAACAGCGACUCGAGCGACUCGGGCAUCAACAACCUGGCCUGCUCGUGCCGGUUGUGCGAUCCGUUCUGCAAGAUCUGGGCGUUUCCGCUGCGGCGGUCCUGCUCGGACAACAGCGCCGAGAUCGAGCUGAACCGGGCCAAGGACGUGGGCGUGAUCGGCAGCAACCGGAGCAACUCGUUCCGGAGCGAGUGGCGCAGCUCGCCGCACUCGUUGGAGCAGCAGCAGCAGCAGGAUCUUGGCGGUUCCGGAAGUCGGAAGGGCAGCUUCAGCGACUCCGGAGAUUCCGGGUGUGACCUGCUGAGCGGGUUGACGUUCUGCUCCGAGGACAUCCUGAGCAGCGUCAACAGGGAGCUGUUCCUGACGCCGGUUGACGGCGGCAAGGAGUUCAAGUACCCGAUGACCGGAGGAGGUGGUGGUGGCGGUCCCAACAGUAUUAGUGGCAGUGGAAGUCCCAGCAGUAGUGUAACGGCCGAUGGCGCUAGUGAGAUGUUACUGAUCAGUGAGCUAACGAAGAAGCUGAACGAAGGGCUGGACCUAAGGUCCAGCGGGGGAGGCUCGUCCGACAGUGGCUCGUCGGUGUUCUCCGACAGUGUGUUUGGGGAAGGUUCGUCCCCGCCGGGGACGGCCAACGGCGGGUCCGCGGAUCUGUUUGUGAAUUUCGACGCGAUCUCGCGAAACAACCUGUUCAGUGUGAAUAACAUCAGCAAAUUGAGCAAUCUUCUGUUCGAUGACGGCCUAACGGCACCCGGUCUAGUGAUAAAUAGUGGCCAACAUCUUAAUCAUAAUAAUAAUGUGCUCGUCGGCGGCGCUAACGGGACCGCCGCCGCCACUGGUGUGAAUUACAUCCGGAACAAGAACGUCCAAAAUCCGCCACCGCCGACCUCCUCGGCUCCAGUGACAACGACGACCCAGCAGCGUCCCCUGUUCAGCGAGCAUCAACCGUUCGUCUUCGUGCCGGACGCGGAUCAGCAGCAGCAGCAGCUCAACUGCUUCGAUAUGGUUUGGAGUAACGAUCGUAAACUACUUCCGGUCGAGGAAUAGAGGGGCGACCCUAGAGAACAAGUGCUUCAUCUCGUUAGGUUAGGCACAGAAACAGAGUUAGGCUCGCGAACUACGCUCGCGCAGACAAAUUAAAUUUAGAGAUCCUCUCUUCCCUGCUUUCCUGAAGAUCCCCGCUGGGUCGGGCCCUGCGGUAGCACCGCGAGAGAGAGAGAGAAACAAGCCGUAGCAAUCAGCACCAGAAUUAAUAAUCAACCUCUGGGUGUACGAAUCUAUCUUCUUUUGUUCUAUGCACGGAAAAAAAAGUUCGGCGUUGUCGCGAAAAAGUGCUGUCGAAAUCGUUUACAUUGUUUUCAGACCCUAAAGAAGACACUUUUCGAUGUAGAAACACACUUAAAAUUUCAUUUUUAGUUUCGUUAAC
Culex pipiens pallens (northern house mosquito) is the source of this 3376-nucleotide messenger RNA. Its product is annotated as homeotic protein female sterile. Bases 931 to 2997 code for a protein of 688 amino acids. The transcript has a single exon. Lineage: Eukaryota; Metazoa; Arthropoda; Insecta; Diptera; Culicidae. The record is from RefSeq and is a predicted model, not a curated record.